AUGAAAAUCCCUGCAUCGUCUCCUCAGGACAAUCAACCAUCGAACACGACCAACAAUAAUAACACUAACAGUACUGAUAGUAACCAAUUAUCCAUGGACGAACAUGUGAUGCGUUCCAUGGAUUGGGAUUCGAUAAUGAAGGAAUUGGAGCUUGAUGUUGAUGAUGACUCUGCUCCUUCUUUGAAAACCGGAUUUUCAACCACCGAGUCUGCAAUCGGUCCACUUUACGCCGUCGAUUCCAAUCUCCCUGGGUUCCCCGAUCAGAUUCAACCGUCGGAUUUCGAGUCAUCCGAUGUUUAUUCCGGUCAAAAUCAGACAACCGGGUACGGGUUCAAUUCUCUCGACAGCGUCGACAAUGGAGGAUUUGAUUUCAUAGAAGAUCUCAUCCGAGUCGUGGACUGUGUCGAAUCGGACGAGUUACAGCUCGCUCAGGUGAUUUUGUCACGGCUCAAUCAACGCCUGAGAUCUCCGGCGGGUAGACCGUUACAGAGAGCGGCGUUUUACUUCAAGGAAGCUCUUGGCUCGCUGAUAACCGGAUCAAACCGGAAUCCGAACCGGUUAUCUUCAUGGUCGGACAUUGUUCAGAAGAUCCGAGCGAUCAAAGAGUUUUCCGGGAUUUCUCCGAUUCCUCUCUUCUCUCAUUUCACGGCGAACCAAGCGAUCCUCGAUUCGCUUAACUCGCAGUCUUCUUCUCCGUUCGUCCACGUGGUGGAUUUCGAGAUUGGAUUCGGUGGUCAAUACGCAUCGCUCAUGAGAGAAAUCGCGGAGAAAUCCGUCAGCGGCGGGUUUCUGAGAGUUACGGCGGUGGUGGCGGAGGAGUGUGCCGUCGAGACGAGGCUAGUCAAAGAGAACUUGACUCAGUUCGCGUCGGAGAUGAAAAUUCGUUUCCAGAUCGAAUUCGUUCUGAUGAAGACUUUUGAGAUGUUAUCAUUCAAGGCGAUUAGGUUCGUGGAGGGAGAGAGAACCGUCGUUUUGAUCUCACCGGCGAUAUUCCGCCGUCUGAGUGGUAUCGCUGAUUUUGUGAACAAUUUACGGAGAGUUUCACCAAAGGUCGUCGUUUUCGUCGACAGCGAAGGAUGGACGGAGAUCGCCGGAUCUGGAUCGUUCCGGAGGGAGUUUGUUAGCGCUCUCGAGUUCUAUACGAUGGUGCUGGAGUCGCUAGACGCAGCUGCUCCUCCCGGAGAUUUGGUGAAAAAGGUCGUGGAAGCGUUCGUUUUGCGACCGAAAAUCUCCGCAGCGGUGGAAACGGCGGCGGAUAGGAGAAAUGGCGGUGAGAUGACUUGGCGGGAAGCGUUCUGCGCCGCCGGGAUGAGGCCGAUCCAGCUAAGCCAGUUCGCCGACUUCCAAGCUGAGUGUUUGCUGGAGAAAGCGCAGGUUAGAGGAUUCCACGUGGCAAAACGACAGGGAGAAUUGGUGCUGUGCUGGCACGGAAGAGCUCUUGUUGCCACGUCAGCUUGGCGGUUUUAG
Molecule: messenger RNA, 1467 nt
Organism: Microthlaspi erraticum
Lineage: Eukaryota; Viridiplantae; Streptophyta; Magnoliopsida; Brassicales; Brassicaceae
Source: the annotation of a GenBank genome assembly